CGACGCGAUGCCAGAGACACCUUUCCCUGAUGAAAGGCAACGUAAUUCUCAUUUCCUUUCGAGGGGGAGAAGGUAAUUAUGCAUCCCAAUAAACGUCACCGCUCCAAAAUCUCGCCGUUAAAAUCCCCAGACCUCCAAAUCUCCCCACUCAAAUUGUCAAAUAUACCCUUAUAGCACUCCUAUACGGCCAUACAUAAAGCGCAACCGCUCGCACCCACAUCGCUCCCCUAACUCUGCAAAUCAAUCGAUAUUCUCUUCGUUCUUUGAUCCUCCAAUCCAAAAACCCAACUUCUCGAAUAAAUUUUUUCAAAAAAUUGGUUUAUUCUCUCUCCGAUUCAAGAAAUGAAGAGGGAAUUCGCGGUGCCGCCGGUGGUUUUCCCGUCCGGCGGGAACCCUGGAGCCGGCGCCGGAGUCCAGCAACGGCGGGUCCCCACGGCGCCGUUUCAGCCCCAGCGGCCCUCGGCCUCCAGCAUCCCCUUCAUGUCCUUCGACAUCGGGUCCGCAGCGGCCUCCACCUCCUCCGCAGCGAUCUACGGCGGCCCUAUCGUCGGUGGCGUGGGAGGCGCCCCCGGAGGAGCGAGCUUCGAGGACGAGGAGCCGUUGCUCGACGAGCUCGGGAUCCACCCAGACCAGAUCUGGCGCAAAACCAAGUCCAUCCUCAACCCGCUCCGGGUCAACCCCACCAUCCACAAGGAUUCGUCGGAUCUCUCCGGCCCGAUCCUCCUCUAUAUGUCGCUCUGUCUCUUCCAGCUCCUCGCCGGGAAGAUCCAGUUCGGCGUCAUCCUCGGCUGGAUUGUCGUCUCCUCCAUCUUCCUCUACGUCGUGUACAACAUGCUCGCCGGGCGGAACGGUAACCUCGACCUGCACACGUGCACGAGCGUGGUUGGCUACUGCAUGCUGCCGGUGGUGAUCCUCUCCGCCGUGUCGCUAUUCGUGCCGCAGGGCGGUCCCGUCAGGUUCGCGAUCGCCGCGGUGUUCGUGGUCUGGGCGACGAGGGCGUGUACGGGCCUCAUGGUCGUGCUCGCCGAUGGCGGCGACGAGCAUCGCGGGCUGAUAGCGUAUGCAUGUUUCUUGAUUUACACUCUGUUCUCGCUGCUUGUUAUAUUCUAGUGAGGAAUUGGCGAUCUCUGAUUGGAAUUGAAAAAAUUUUGGUUACAUAGAACAUAUAUUUUGUUUGUAGAUGUAACUUUUGCCUUAUCAUGAGGACACGAAUCUAAAACGCUAUGAUUGGAUUGCAUUUGAUAUUGUAGGAAAUGGAGAUGAUACUUGUAAAUGAAUUUGUAUGAGAUUUUUAGGUUUAAUGUUCUCAUACAUUUGGUGAAUUGUUGUUGAAUUGGCAUAUGAUUUGCGAU
Corylus avellana is the source of this 1352-nucleotide messenger RNA. RefSeq names its product Integral membrane Yip1 family protein. Gene Ontology annotation, biological process: vesicle fusion with Golgi apparatus; endoplasmic reticulum to Golgi vesicle-mediated transport. The record is from RefSeq and is a predicted model, not a curated record. Gene Ontology annotation, cellular component: trans-Golgi network; membrane. NCBI's taxonomy places the organism in Eukaryota, Viridiplantae, Streptophyta, Magnoliopsida, Fagales, Betulaceae.